AUGGCGGCACCUGUUGAGACACCAAACUCUUCUGUUGUCCAGAAAUCAUCGCGUUUGCCUCUCAAUGAAAGAAUACUGUCUUCCAUGACCUCUAAAAGUGUUGCUGCUCACCCUUGGCACGACGUUGAGAUAGGCAUGAUUAAUCACUUUCGUGUUCGAAUGUCUAAUCGCAGACUCGUGGUUGAAAUAAGUAAGGGAAGUAAGGUGAAAUAUGAGCUCGACAAGAAAAGUGGUCUGAUCAAGGUUGAUCGUGUUCUUUACUCAUCCGUUGUGUACCCCCACAAUUAUGGCUUCAUUCCUCGUACUCUGUGCGAAGACAGUGACCCAAUGGAUGUAUUGGUCAUUAUGCAGGAACCAGUUCUUCCAGGCUGCUUUCUCAGGGCUAGAGCUAUAGGCCUCAUGCCCAUGAUUGAUCAGGGAGAGAAAGAUGACAAGAUAAUUGCUGUUUGUGCUGAUGAUCCCGAAUAUCGCGACUAUGCAGACAUCAAAGAGCUCCCACCUCACCGCUUGGCUGAAAUCCGCCGUUUUUUCGAAGAUUACAAGAAAAAUGAGAACAAAGAUGUUGCGGUUGAUGAAUUUCUUCCAGCUACAAAGGCUUAUGAAGCAAUCCAGGGCUCCAUGUGGGGACCUGUAUGCAGACUAUAUUGUGGAGAGCCUGAGGCGUUAGCUUGAGCUCAGGACCUUUUUCGAGCUUUCUUCCUAAAUGUUACUCGCUUGUAAAUUUCUUCAAUACAAUAUUGAGGUGAACAUUUUACUUCCCUGAUUGUUAUAGAAUCGGGUUAAAAGUUCUGAAAACCCAAAAUAUACCACGGGCUUGCGAAAAAAAGUGGCUACAGCACAAAAUGUAUUUCUGAAGAUAUUUUACGGCAACACUUUGGCUAAGUUCCAUUUUCUUGAAAGCAUUUUAUGUUGCACAUCAGUCGUAAUGUGACACUGACACAGUCCUGCCAGUUCCUUGCUUAAUUUAGUCUGUAGCUUGGCUAUAGUAAUGGUGGACUUAUGCGAAGUCUUUGGCCCUUAGGUAUGUUUGGUUCAAAGAGAGAUUUUAAUAGAAGGGAGGUCAUGUAAAAUAAUUUUACUUUGUUUGGAAGGCAGAUAGCAACCCAAUUAGGAGCAAUCAACCAUCAUACUUGUAAUCCAUUCUUGAUCCGCCAAAGGAGGGGCCCUAAAGUUCCACCUAUCAAAAACAAGAGUAGACUCAAACCCUCCCUUCACUAUAGCGCCCAGUGUGAAUCAAUGGCUCUCUCACAAAGUGAAGAAAUACCUUUCAAUCUGUGGUUACCGAUCAAGCUUCUCUUUCCUAUCCGAGAUUGCUAGUCGUCAACAUGGUUUGGUUAGGAAAUGAAGGGCCAGAGAAAAUAAUAUAGAAUUGACUAUUUCUCUUAGAGCACGUUUGUUACAUUAGAUUAGAUAAGAUUGGUACCCUUAUCCAGCCUUAAAUGAGCGCUUGUUUGCUUAGAUUAAGGCCCGCGAGAUUCCCUUUGGCCCGCGACUUUAUCUGCCUUUAUCUUGCUUUGCGCUGAUAACUUGAUCAGGGCAAGAUUGAAACUAUCUCAACAGUGCUCUUGUUGUGAAAUGAUUUUAAUCACCCUUAUGUUUUUUAAUUUGAGACCCAUGUACCCUUGUUCCUACUCUUUUUUACCCUUCCAACCAGUGACCAUUAUUGUAUACCUACACCAUACAUAUACUUUGUGCAGUAUUUUCGACAGAGCAAUCGGACAGGUGAGGUACUCAUUUUAUUAUCUCCAUUUUGUUGUUG
This is a messenger RNA of Striga asiatica, 1759 nucleotides long. The record is from the annotation of a GenBank genome assembly. NCBI's taxonomy places the organism in Eukaryota, Viridiplantae, Streptophyta, Magnoliopsida, Lamiales, Orobanchaceae.